AUGCAACGAACCGCCCUUAUCACAGGCGCCACGGGUCUUCUCGGGCGCCAGGUCCUCAAUGCCUUCGAGCGGGACAGCACAAAUUGGAAUGUGUUUGGGCAAGGCUUCUCCAGAGCGGGGACGCGGACGGACAUGGAUUCGGAAAUCGUCAAGGCAGACCUGUUGGAUGAAGGUGUGAUGAUAACCGGACUGAAACCCAAUGUUGUUGUGCAUUGCGCCGCCAACCGUUUCCCCGACAAAUGCGACCAAAACCCAGAUGCAGCACGUAAAAUAAACGUCGCUGCCACCAGAUCCCUAGCACGGGCCACCUCGUCCAGAUCCAUCCUGCUCAUCUACAUCUCGACAGAUUAUGUAUUCCCCGGGCGCCCGGGUGAAGCUCCCUAUGAAGCCUCCGCCAAAACAGAGCCACCAAAUAUCUACGGCGAGACGAAGCGGGACGGCGAGGUCGCCGUGCUAGAGGAGACACGUGGGUGCGGGCUGGGGGUGGUUUUACGCGUCCCGGUCCUCUACGGGCCCGCGCGGCAGAACAGCGAGAGUGCCAUCAACACGCUUGUGGACGCGGUGUGGAAGGCGCAGGAUGCAAACGCCGGGGUUCAGAUGGACGAUUGGGCGAUUAGAUAUCCGACACACACGGCGGAUGUGGGGCGGGUUUGCCGCGACAUCGCUGCCAGAUACCUGUCUCUUUUUGUGGGAGCGGCAGCGGAUCGCGAAGACGACGGUGGCUUCUCCUUCAAGAGUCUGCCGAGGAUUCUACAGUUUUCAUCCGAGGAUGCCAUGACCAAGUAUCAAAUUUGUCAGACACUGGCGGAGAUCUUGGGGCUGCCGUUGCCUGGCAUGAUGCCUGUGAAGAAUGGGCCGAAGCCGGGUGAGGUGCAGAGGCCGUACGAUACGCACUUGUCGACGGAAGAGUUGCGACGAAUUGGGAUUGACGUUCAGACGCAGUCGUUUGUUGCAUGGUGGCGGAAAGAACUGCAUGCAUUCCGCCACUAG
This is a messenger RNA of Histoplasma capsulatum G186AR, 990 nucleotides long. Its product is annotated as NAD dependent epimerase/dehydratase. NCBI's taxonomy places the organism in Eukaryota, Fungi, Ascomycota, Eurotiomycetes, Onygenales, Ajellomycetaceae. The coding region runs from base 1 to 990 and encodes 329 amino acids. Gene Ontology annotation, biological process: S-adenosylmethionine biosynthetic process. Gene Ontology annotation, molecular function: methionine adenosyltransferase regulator activity. Gene Ontology annotation, cellular component: methionine adenosyltransferase complex. The transcript is spliced from 5 exons. The record is from RefSeq and is a predicted model, not a curated record.